AUGAAAUUCUAUCUUCUCCUCCUCAUCCCCGUCUUUUGCCACGCAAUCGAUAAACUUUCGGAAGAUGAAGCUCGCGCAGUUGCGCUAAGUCUCAUCGAAGAUAAUUUUCUGAUUCCGCUAGAUCAGUUCGAACUUUCGACACUCAACCGAAUCCCAUUCUACUAUAGUUUCUGCAAUGAAACUGGCAGAUAUUUGGAUGAAGUGGAGCUUUUCGAAAUGAUUUUGAAGGAUCGAAAAUCAUUGGAAGAUCAAUAUAAUAAGCCGGGAAGCUUGUUGCUUGACGAGAUUCUGAGACAUCGCGAUGAUUCGAUUCGUCACAGAAUCAUGAAUCGAGAUCUAGAUGAGCAUAUCAGGUUCAGUGAGGAGCAAUUGACUAGACUUCGAGAGAUAAUUAGGGAAAUUUACUUUGAUGAUGAUAGCCUCAAUUUCCAUGCGCUCACACAUUUUGGGAAUAAUCCUGUGAUUUAUCAAGUGGUUCAUGAGAUGGGGCGGUUUUUGUUGGCUUCGGAAGUUUGGGUGGAUUGUGCUGCUCUAUGA
This is a messenger RNA of Caenorhabditis angaria, 537 nucleotides long. The record is from the annotation of a GenBank genome assembly. Lineage: Eukaryota; Metazoa; Nematoda; Chromadorea; Rhabditida; Rhabditidae.